AAAAUGUUUAAAAACAAAAUCCAACAAAAAUUUAUUAUUAGCUUAACUUACAAAAAUGUAAUUAUUUUUAUAAUAAGCAUUGUUGAAUUGAUAUGGCAGGACAUUAUUAUGCAAGCAUGUCAGUGCAAGACAGGAUGUACUUUGAUACACUAGUGUAUCAGUAAAAAUUAUGUAAAUGUCCUGUACAAAUAUAAUUACAAACAUAAUAUGGCACAAUAUCCCAUUCAGCAAAGCUGUGUAGCUAAAAUAAUUUUCAGCAUUUCAAUGAAAGAACGUUUAAUUUUUUGACAUGGAUAGAAUAAGAUUUCCAUAAUUGAGGUAUUCUAAGCACCGUUAAGUAAAAAAUUUGGUUCUUGUGUGAUGUGUCAUUGUGAUAAAUAGUGCGAUAAAUUACAAUUCUUAAAUUCUAAUUUAUAGCCCUUGCUGUAAAAAUAUCUGACAAGUCAUUUAUAUUAGUUAUGCUAGCUAUCAAUUUGUUCAAGAGCAGUAGAUCAUAAUAAGCCAUGAUGGAAUAAAAAAGGUUUAAUUUUAGGGACUGUCUUGGGGACAGCACCGUCAAUGGUCAACGAUACAAAAAGCUCUCGUGCUUUGCACAAACUUUGCACCGUCUACCGUUGACUGACAACAGUGCCGUAGACAGUCGCUUAUUUUUAACAGCCAUGAAUGCGGUCUUGGGUGACCGAUAACAAAGUCAGGCAGCGCACCGUACUACAUAGUGCAAAAAUGUUCAAAUUAGUUAUGUUUACUGUCCAGGAACCAAAAGCUAUGGAGCGUAUCACCAAGACUAUUAUCGGCAACCUCAUGCACCUAGAUACAAUGCAGAAGAUAUAUCGAUAUUCCCGUAAUAAAAAGCCCAAUGUAAUGGAGCACUGUAAUACGUGGGGUUUUCCAAAGAUGUUUGAAGACUUUAGACACAAACCCAUAAUUCUUGUUUCAUUAGAACUUUGGGAGGUUAUGCCACAAUACAUUAAAUGAUUUUAAAAUAAA
Messenger RNA from Nasonia vitripennis (jewel wasp), 987 nucleotides. RefSeq lists its product as uncharacterized. Lineage: Eukaryota; Metazoa; Arthropoda; Insecta; Hymenoptera; Pteromalidae. The transcript has 4 exons. The record is from RefSeq and is a predicted model, not a curated record. Bases 664 to 975 code for a protein of 103 amino acids.